Messenger RNA from Aphanomyces astaci, 366 nucleotides. RefSeq lists its product as hypothetical. The record is from RefSeq and is a predicted model, not a curated record. The coding region runs from base 1 to 366 and encodes 121 amino acids. NCBI's taxonomy places the organism in Eukaryota, Oomycota, Saprolegniomycetes, Saprolegniales, Verrucalvaceae. The transcript has 2 exons.
AUGAAGUCCAAAGCACACCAAAAGGUGUCCGUGGUCGCGUUUCGAGCGGAGAGGAAGAUGAAAGCUAGCGUGCAAUGCCUGGACUCCGAUGAGGACGAGGGCAAGACGAUCGAUGAGAAAGGAGAAAAAAACGGGGGCAGCCGUAGCGCGUCGGACGAUGAAGACACCGAGUCGGAGGUAGAGCUCCUUGUCACCAGCGUCGUCGACUCGUCCAGCACGAAACAGUUGAGUCGCUUGAAGCGGCCGUCGCCCCCGACGAUAUCGACUGUCGCCCAAUCACAGAAGCGGAUGAAACACCAAGCGAAGCUGACCAGUUCGCUUCGAAUUGAUGAGGAAGGGGUGAAACGCUUACAUCGCAGCGCGUGA